AUGUGUGAAGAAAAAACCCGUUACUCACUGGUUGUUCAAAACUUACAGGAGGUAGUUGGAGAUGCAGAGUUACGUACGAUUCUUCAAAACAGUGACGGGAAGGUGCUCGAGGUUUACUGGGGUACUGCAACCACUGGUAAACCACACGUGGCUUACUUUGUGCCUAUUUGCAAAAUCGCCGACAUGUUGCACGCCGGUGUCAAGGUCACCGUACUCUUUGCUGACCUCCACGCCUACCUGGAUAACAUGAAGUCACCCUGGAGCAUCCUCUGUCACCGAGCCACCUACUAUGAGACUGUUAUUAAGGCCAUGCUCGAAUCUGUUGGCGUGAGACUCGACCAACUUCAUUUCGUUCGCGGUUCGGAUUAUGAACUGUCUAGAGCCUACAGUGAGGACGUCUAUCGCAUUUCGGCGGACACCAGCGUGCGCGACGCUCGGAAGGCGGGGGCUGAAGUGGUAAAGCAGGUGGCCAAUCCCCUGGUCUCCGGUCUCCUCUACCCCUUGCUGCAGGCCCUGGACGAGGAGUACCUCCAUGUAGACGCUCAAUUCGGUGGGGUGGAUCAGCGCAAAAUCUUCGUCAUGGCCGAACGGAUCCUACCACGGCUGGGCUACCGUAAGCGCAUCCAUCUCAUGAACCCCAUGGUGCCCGGUCUCACUGGAGACAAGAUGUCCGCCUCUGAAGCCGCCUCCAAGAUAGACCUCCUCGAGAGCAGUGCUAGCGUUCACGCCAAACUCGCCACCGCUGCUUGUCCACCCGGUCAACGCGCCGCCGAGGGCAACGGUGUCCUCGCCUUCAUUAAAUUUGUCAUCUUCCCUCUCGUCAACCUAGCCGCAUCCGGUUCUGGCGUGAAGGUAGGAGAAACGCACUUUGCUACCUUCGAGGAGCUGGAAGAUGCCUACGUGGCAGGCGUGGCAGGGGUGUCUCCAGAGACUCUGAGGGCGUGCAUCUUUGACCAUCUAGAUCCACGCAUAGAGGUGGUUCGUCAAAGAUUUACGGAACCGCGGUUUUCUAAGCUACUGAGUGAUGCAUAUCCCGCUGAUGAGGCCAUGUGUGCCGAGAAGCACGCUUCAGAAUCCGCUGGUUCUUCACUCACCGCCACAUUUAAAGAUGACCGCCUAACCGCUCUCAAGAGUUGUCUCUUCUCAACUGAAUCCCAACUGCCUUCACUGGAUGCUACCUCCAUGCGGUCCGUUGCAGACAUCCUGACGCUCAGGCCUGAGGCUCUAAAGUCUUUGAAGCCCCGACGAGUGCUCCGGUGUAUGUGGUCUAUCGCUCCUGCUGGAGUGCCGCAUCUGGGCCACACGUUGCCUCUGCGAAUACUUGCCCAACUUUCGCGCAUUGUGGGGAUUCAUGUGAUCAUCCUUAUCGACGACAUUGGUGCCUUUUUGGAGGGCAACUGCCCGUGGGAAGCUCGUGAGUCCCGCUGCGCCCUCUUCGAGAGAGUCCUCCGUGCCGUCUUCAAAGCCUUCGCCGGCGACGAGAAAGCUCUCACCAUCGUUCGUGGCCACGACUUCAAAUGUGAGGGGUCUUACAUGUUAGACCUCUACCGAUUGGUGAGUCUAGUACCCGAGAAGGAGGCUUUUGACUGCAGUGGAGCCACAACGCCCUCGUCGCAACGGCAGGAACAGGCAGGUGAUGCGAGAGGAGAGGGGGAGGAGGAGGGUAGUGGACUCAAUCUCUCCGCUCUCCUGCUCCCUUGCACCGCCCUCCUUGACGCCUACCAUCUUGAGGCGGAUCUGCGUCUCUCCAGCCCUCGCUCCGUGGAGGGACAGGAGAAGUUUGCUAAACAGUUCCUUCCGCGUUUUGACACCUCGCAUUCACCACCCCUCUUUGUCCCCCACGCCCUCCUGCCCGCACUAAUCACCGGCACCGCCACAGAAGAAGCAGCCGUCAUGACGACUUUUGUCCCGCCGCUGCGUGAUCCUCGGAUGGCCCAGUCGGCGGCCGCGCAAGCGGUGGGACGGGUAGCGUCGGAACGCUGUCUUCCUCUGAUCGAACCACCGCCCCCAGGUGUCCCCGCCAUCGCCUCGUCCCUCAUCCUCCCCGGUCUCAAGCGACGCCUCAAACAGGCUUUCUGCCAGCCGGGAAAUGUUCACAUUAAUCCUCUGUUGGAGAUAUUCAAGGCCGUGGCACUGCCUGAACUGGCUCCCGGAGAGAACCUCGUCCUGCCCAGACCUGAGCAACACGGCGGUCCCAUCACUCUGACUCCCAGCGAGUACAAUGGCGCCAGUUGUCAUUUAGACGAUCUCUUCGCCAACGAGGUCUGGCACCCAGGUGACCUGAAGGCGGCGUUGGAGGCGGCUCUACUUCAGGGUCUUCAACGCCGUCUUGUAGAAUACCUUCCCCCCGCCGACCUCAGCCGCCUCAUCGAUGAUGCUUUCCCUGUGCCCGGCAAAAAAUCCAAAAAGGCAACCCCUGGGAAGUCAAAAUACACCGAAGUCAAGACUGUGGACAAUGUCAAGGAAGGCAGGUUGAGUGAAGAGCGGAAAAACGCCGCAAAGUUGGACGAAUUCGAUCCCAGCCUUCUCGAAGUGAGGGUCGGUGAAGUGGUGGACGUCAAGCCACACCCGAUAUCAGCCGACUUCAAUGUCUGUCGUGUCGCCUUUGACGCGGGAGCGAAGGACAGGGUCUCCGUAAUUGGACUGCCUGCCGAGGCUUUGAUGCACAAGAAGGCCGUCUUUCUGACCAACCUCAGGCCCUGUGAUAUUGGCGGCGUCACUUCGGAGGUCAAGGUAGUGUGUGUGGGCGACAAGGAAAUGCUGCAGUGUCCCCAUCAUACACUCGGCUCGGUGCUGCGUUUCCAGGCCGCGAGGAGGGAAGGAAGGCGUGCCAAGGCUGCCACCAACACUACCAUUAUCGACCCUGAGGCACAUCCCGGCUGGAGGGCCUUCUUUGCUGACGUCUACUACUCCCCUGACGGUGACGGGGCUCUCUGCUGGCGGCAGAAUUGGCGGCUAUCAUCAAAUUUGGCUAGGCCUAGGAUUUGCGAGUCAAAUGCUUACAUUCUACCCCCUGCUGACGACGUCGUUAUCUACAGAUCCUCUCCCGAUAAUCGGUUUUGGUUAAAGACUAUCAAGCUGGAACAAUGCGACCGCAACGACUUGGCAUCCCUCCUCACUUUUAUUUCUAAUGUUCAGAAAAUAUCCCCCUUUAGGGUUUUUGCCUGUGAUUCCAGUGAACCCCUGACUGACAACGUCCAUUUUGGUCUCUUCCUCCCCAAGCUGAUUUCCCUCCUCGGCACAGAAUUGACUCUCUCUUAUCCUCUAUGCAAAAGUGGUACUGUCCACGAACUUCUCAAACCGUACUAUGUCGACGGAGGUCUUCCUGAGUCCCUGGUGGCCGCUAUCUUCUCUCGGGCCGUCAGGAGUUUGAACAAGCUUCACCACCUCGGCUGGAUUCAUCGAGCCAUUUGUGCGAGACAUCUUCUGCUUCAUCCGUCAUCGGAGAACAGUGAAGACUGCCUGGAUGUUUCCUUCUGCGGCCUUGGAAGCAUAGCUUCGGUCCGACCCCUUGGUAGUAUGCUUAAUCGUGCUGACCUGCCGGUCAUUGAUGCGGGGUGGAGAGGCUGGCACUACCAGAACCUCCAGGAGACCGUCUACAGCACCCACCCAGUCGCCUGGUACAGUCCCGAGAUGAUCGCGCAAGACUUUGAGGGAUAUGGAAAGCCUGCGGAUAUCUACAGCCUUGGGAUGGCGUUGGCUGAAAUGUUCACUGGGAUCGCGCCGUUUGUAGGGACUAUCACACCCUCGUUAAUCUUCCUCAAGAAACUGACCCUCAGGGAGCCGCUUUCGCUGCCUUGUCCUCCGGGUCAAGCAGCCAGCGGAGACAUGCUCACCACUUUCGAGAGCUGCACUCACUUCGAUCCGGACCGUCGACCAACUGCCGAGGACCUCCUCCACACCCCUUGGGUGCAACGUGGUCUUGCCACUCCUCUGAGGGAAAGCCUCCUCACCUCUUUUCGCCAACAAUAA
Molecule: messenger RNA, 3972 nt
Organism: Echinococcus granulosus
Lineage: Eukaryota; Metazoa; Platyhelminthes; Cestoda; Cyclophyllidea; Taeniidae
Product: Tyrosyl-tRNA synthetase, cytoplasmic
Exons: 15
Coding region: 1-3972 (1323 amino acids)
Biological process (GO): tyrosyl-tRNA aminoacylation; protein phosphorylation
Molecular function (GO): ATP binding; tRNA binding; tyrosine-tRNA ligase activity
Source: RefSeq, a predicted model, not a curated record